This is a messenger RNA of Dalotia coriaria, 750 nucleotides long. RefSeq names its product obscurin-like protein 1. The transcript has 3 exons. The record is from RefSeq and is a predicted model, not a curated record. Lineage: Eukaryota; Metazoa; Arthropoda; Insecta; Coleoptera; Staphylinidae. Gene Ontology annotation, biological process: synapse organization. Gene Ontology annotation, cellular component: neuron projection membrane. Bases 89 to 628 code for a protein of 179 amino acids.
UAUUUUAUUUCAGGUAUCGUGGAUAAGAAAGCACGAUUACCACUUAUUAACAGUUGGAUUGACGACGUACAGCGCCGACGACAGAUUCAUGGUCGAACACGUCAGGCAUUUGCAGAAUUGGGGUCUCCUGAUAAAGCACGUUCAAUUCUCGGACGCCGGUCUUUACGAGUGCCAAGUCUCCACACAUCCCCCGACGAGCAUCUUCCUCGAGCUCAAAGUCACAGAGGCGUCAGCGGAAAUUCUAGGAGCGCCUGAUUUACACCUGAGAGCUGGUUCGUCGCUGCGUUUGGUGUGCACCCUGCGGCAGUCGACGGAACCGCCAUCGUACGUGUUUUGGUAUCAUGAGCAGCGCAUGAUUAAUUACGAUCAGGGCGUGCAGGUGAUUGCCGAUCGCAGCAGCAGCAUUUUACUGCUGCAGGACGCCGACAAAACGCACAACGGCAAUUACACCUGCAGUCCUUCGAAAGCCAUUCCGGCGUCGAUUAAUGUACACGUGCUCAACGCAACCGCAGAAGAAAAACCAGCUGCAAUGCAACAUGCCAAUACAAGUCCACGAUCGACAUUCACACCAACAAACUGUCUCCUCUUCAACUUACUGACGCUGAUGACCAGCGCACUGAUUACAUGAUGCCAUCGUCGUCGUCAUCAUCAUCAGUGCGACGCAUAAAUGUUUAUACUACUCGUGAAUGUGAUGUAUAAAAAAGUGAUAUAUCAUUUAUAUGAAUAAAAUAAAACAAGAGUUACAAAUUA